Molecule: messenger RNA, 450 nt
Organism: Raphanus sativus (radish)
Lineage: Eukaryota; Viridiplantae; Streptophyta; Magnoliopsida; Brassicales; Brassicaceae
Product: agamous-like MADS-box protein AGL61
Exons: 1
Coding region: 1-450 (149 amino acids)
Biological process (GO): regulation of transcription by RNA polymerase II
Molecular function (GO): RNA polymerase II cis-regulatory region sequence-specific DNA binding; DNA-binding transcription factor activity, RNA polymerase II-specific; protein dimerization activity
Source: RefSeq, a predicted model, not a curated record
AUGGCAGGGAAAAAAACAAAAGGAAAACAAAAGAUAGAUAUUAAAAAAGUAACGAAAAACGAAGAUAAAAUGGUCACAUUUUCUAAGCGUAAAAACGGAAUUUACAAUAAGCUCAGUGAGCUCUCCAUUCUCUGCGGUGCAGACGUCGGAUUUCUCCUCUACUCCGGCUCAGGAAAACCGUUCACGUUUGGAAGCCCUUCCUUCGAUGAGUUAUGCAAAAACCUAAACAAUCUUAUGGAGAUCCAAGCAGAUGCAGAAGAAGAGAAACUGAAGAUGGGUGAGGCUGCUUAUGCACCGUCGUUGCCUAUGAAGAGUACUGACGAAGAAGAGGUGAAACAGUUGUUGCGGAGGUACGAGGAGUUUUAUGAGGAACUGUGUGAGGUUGCUGCUGCAAAAAUCCGGGGAAGAUAUGAUGCGUCAGCCUCGUCGUCGUUUCCUCCACAUGGCUGA